Messenger RNA from Pelodiscus sinensis (Chinese soft-shelled turtle), 663 nucleotides. The record is from RefSeq and is a predicted model, not a curated record. NCBI's taxonomy places the organism in Eukaryota, Metazoa, Chordata, Testudines, Trionychidae.
AUGUGUCCUUCUCUGAAGAGUAAGCAACAAGUUAGGCACGGGACUGGAUCUCAUUUCAGAGACAGAAAUGGAAAUUGUCAACCCACCUCAGUGUGCAUUUCCUCCAGGCUUCAAGGUAACAUUGCAGGAUACACAGGCGCUGAAAUCACCCAAACAGAAAGCCUGGUACUGGCAAAAGGACAGACGGCCAACCUGACAUGCAGACAAACUGAUACUCACAACAAUAUGUACUGGUAUCAGCAGCAGCAGGGGAAGGGACUGCAGCUGAUUUAUUAUUCUGUUGCUGAAAAAAACACGGAGGAGGGUGAUAGUAAAUCUGGAUUCUCGGCCUUCCGACCAGAGAUCCAAGUAUUUUAUUUGGACAUCCCCUCUGUGAAGCCAGAACACUCAGCUGUUUAUUUCUGCGCUAGCAGUUUAGACACAGCACUUCAGAGUCACCUCCUCCCUCUACAAAAACUACCCCCACACUCUCUCCAAGACAGCUUCUCCUCCAAACUCCACAUGAGAGGGAGAUCAGGCUGCUCUCAUACAGAGAGAAAUAGCAUAGUAAUAACACAAGGCUCCAUCUACACUACACGGUUUUUGCGUAAAAACAGCAAUUUUAGCACAAAAACCCACGAAGCAUGCCUCAAGCACAUCUUUUCGCAAGAAAAUGUACAGUGA